Messenger RNA from Panicum hallii, 3183 nucleotides. Its product is annotated as beta-adaptin-like protein C. Gene Ontology annotation, biological process: intracellular protein transport; vesicle-mediated transport. NCBI's taxonomy places the organism in Eukaryota, Viridiplantae, Streptophyta, Magnoliopsida, Poales, Poaceae. Gene Ontology annotation, molecular function: clathrin binding. The transcript is spliced from 15 exons. The record is from RefSeq and is a predicted model, not a curated record. Gene Ontology annotation, cellular component: membrane coat; clathrin adaptor complex. Bases 203 to 2896 code for a protein of 897 amino acids.
CCCCACUUCUCCCUCCCGAUCUCUCAAAUCGACAAAAUCCCCGAACUCCUUUCCAGCCUCUCCCCCGCCCCCUCCCCACCCACCCGCCCCCGCGCGCGAGAUCACGCGCCCCAGCACCGCGACCACCGGCGCCGCCGCGGCGUCCGGAGCAGGCGGCCAGCGUCGUCACGCAGCGUAGGCUCGGCUCGCCGGGGCGGGCAAGAUGAGCGGGCACGACUCGAAGUACUUCUCCACCACCAAGAAGGGGGAGAUCCCCGAACUCAAGGAGGAGCUCAACUCCCAGUACAAGGACAAGAGAAAGGAUGCUGUUAAGAAAGUGAUUGCUGCUAUGACAGUUGGAAAAGAUGUCUCAUCAUUGUUCACUGAUGUCGUGAACUGCAUGCAGACUGAGAACUUGGAGCUCAAGAAACUAGUAUAUUUGUAUCUCAUCAACUAUGCUAAAAGUCAACCUGAUCUUGCCAUACUUGCUGUGAACACAUUUGUUAAGGACUCGCAAGACCCAAAUCCAUUGAUUCGUGCUUUGGCUGUUCGGACAAUGGGCUGUAUCCGUGUGGACAAAAUCACAGAGUAUCUCUGUGAUCCACUUCAAAGAUGCCUCAAGGAUGACGAUCCUUAUGUGCGGAAGACUGCAGCUAUUUGUGUUGCUAAGCUUUAUGAUAUAAACGCUGAGCUAGUGGAGGACAGAGGAUUUCUAGAGGCCCUGAAGGAUUUAAUAUCUGAUAAUAAUCCUAUGGUUGUUGCAAAUGCUGUUGCUGCUCUGGCAGAGAUUCAAGACAGUAGUGUUCGGCCAGUCUUUGAAAUUACCAGUCAUACACUGUCAAAGCUUCUGACAGCUCUGAAUGAAUGCACGGAGUGGGGCCAAGUCUUCAUUUUGGAUUCUUUGUCAAGAUACAAAGCAGCAGAUGCCAGGGAAGCAGAAAACAUAGUGGAGCGAGUUACGCCCCGUCUCCAACAUGCAAAUUGUGCAGUUGUUCUUUCUGCUGUCAAGAUAAUCCUUCUACAAAUGGAGCUCAUUACAAGCACAGAUGUAGUCAGGAAUCUCUGUAAGAAAAUGGCACCUCCUCUUGUUACUCUUCUAUCAGCGGAGCCUGAAAUUCAGUAUGUGGCCUUGAGGAACAUUAAUUUGAUAGUUCAAAAGAGGCCUACAAUACUUGCUCAUGAGAUUAAGGUCUUCUUUUGCAAGUACAAUGACCCUAUAUAUGUUAAGAUGGAAAAGCUGGAGAUUAUGAUAAAGCUUGCCUCAGAUCGAAACAUAGAUCAGGUGCUCUUGGAGUUCAAGGAGUACGCCACAGAGGUUGAUGUUGACUUUGUGCGGAAAGCUGUUCGUGCUAUUGGGAGAUGUGCAAUUAAAUUGGAGCGAGCUGCUGAAAGGUGCAUCAGUGUUUUGCUUGAGCUGAUUAAGAUAAAAGUUAACUAUGUUGUUCAGGAAGCUAUAAUUGUUAUCAAAGACAUCUUCAGACGUUACCCUAACACGUAUGAGUCUAUCAUCGCGACACUUUGUGAAAGUCUGGACACUUUAGAUGAACCAGAGGCCAAGGCAUCAAUGAUUUGGAUAAUUGGAGAAUAUGCUGAAAGAAUUGACAAUGCCGAUGAACUUCUUGAGAGCUUCUUGGAAACAUUCCCUGAAGAACCGGCAUUGGUUCAACUGCAGCUGCUAACUGCUACUGUUAAGUUGUUUCUUAAGAAGCCAACUGAGGGGCCACAACAGAUGAUACAGGCUGUUCUCAAUAAUGCAACAGUUGAAACAGACAAUCCUGAUUUGAGGGAUCGAGCUUACAUAUACUGGCGACUUCUCUCUACUGAUCCUGAGGCUGCAAAAGAUGUUGUUUUGGCGGAGAAACCUGUGAUUAGUGAUGACUCCAACCAGCUUGACUCAUCACUUCUUGAUGAGCUGCUAGCAAACAUUUCUACCCUUUCAUCAGUUUAUCACAAGCCCCCAGAAUCAUUUGUCAGCCGUGUCAAGGCAGCACCUAGGGCGGAUGAUGAGGAGUUUGCUGAUACAGCUGAAACAGGGUAUUCAGAGUCACCAUCACAGGGGGUUGAUGGGGCAUCACCUUCCUCAAGUGUUGGUACUUCUUCUAAUGUACCUGUGAAACAACCGGCAGCUGGAUCCCCACCUGCUCCUGCUGCAAUGCCAGACCUCUUAGGUGAUCUUAUGGGCAUGGAUAAUGCUAUUGUCCCUGUCGAUGAACCUGCACCUUCCAGCCCUCCGCUACCUGUCUUGUUGCCUUCGACUACUGGCCAAGGGUUGCAGAUUAGUGCACAACUAACACGGCGUGAUGGCCAGAUAUAUUAUGAUAUAUCUUUCGAGAAUGGAACCCAGGGUGUCCUAGAUGGAUUUAUGAUUCAGUUUAACAAGAACACAUUUGGUCUUGCUGCUGGCGAAGCACUUAAGGUUCCUCCACUGCAACCGGGGACAUCAGCAAGGACACUUCUACAAAUGGUGCCGUUCCAGAAUAUCUCCCCUGGUGCACCAAACUCGCUACUACAGGUUGCCGUGAAAAAUAACCAGCAGCCAGUGUGGUACUUCAAUGACAAAAUUCCGCUGCAUGUUUUCUUCGUCGAAGAUGGAAAGAUGGAGCGAGCCAGUUUUCUCGAGGCCUGGAAAUCUUUACCUGAUGACCAUGAGUUUACAAAAGAAUUACCUGGCUCUGUCAUCAGCAGCAUAGAUGCAACUGUCGAGCGCCUCGCAGCAUCAAAUGUGUUCUUUAUAGCCAAGCGGAAAAAUGGAAACAUGGAUGUUCUGUAUCUAUCAGCCAAGAUGCCCCGUGGAAUCCCCUUCCUUAUAGAGAUUACAGCCGCGGUGGGUGUUCCUGGUGUAAAGUGUGCAGUCAAAACGCCAAACAAGGAGAUGGUCCCUCUCUUCUUUGAGGCUAUGGAGGUUCUUACCAAGUGAGGACAGUGUUAAUUGAUCAGUGUGUCUACAAAAAUCUUGAUCAGUUGAUGAGCUGCUAUAGGCCUUUGGAUGCGGGAAUUUUUUUCACGGAAGCUGGUGUGAAAUGUAUUUGUUGUUUUUGUAUUAGAUUACAGUAUUCAAACCGCUAGUUUCCUGGUUCCACAGUUUUUCCCCAGAAAUACUGGAGAUGUUCCUGUCUCAGCAUGAUUUGUAUAUUUGCCCAUUUGGGCUCGGAACCUUUUUCUUCUUGUUAUGCAUAGCAUAUGAAAUAUGACUAGUUUUCAACA